UGCGGAACAUAAAGCUCGUUCGUAGAAAGGCUACCUGAAGCCUACGACCUAAGGGACUCUCUGUCUGCCGGCGGAAACGGCUUUGUAGAAUCUUGCAGAUACCGUUUCACGUGUCCAACGGACAUGAGCGUGAGCUGUUCCAAACUUGACCUCGCCGAUUCUCGAGGAUGCAGAAACGCUGAUUUUGUCAUCAACGGAAAGAGUAUGUGCGGUAAUGAGGGGCUGCUGAGAUCACCGAUGCACGUUGGGAGGACUCUGAAUGCCAUGCUGUACACGGUCGGUCCCACUCGGUCCGCCCCGAACGUCCGAUGCAACGUUGUGUGUGGUGCGUGUGGAAAACUUGGCGUGCCCCCAAGCCGUUCUGCGUUUUUGCCCGGAAGUCUGCGGGGAACCCUGCUAGACCGAAUCCUCGGAGGCAAGGAAGUCGACUAUCCCGGGAAAUAUCCCUGGAUGGCUAAACUCACUGUUAUAUUGACUCUCCAAAAUAAUUCGGAAGUCGUGACCGAUGAAUGCGGAGCCACCUUGAUCAACGAUCGAUACCUCCUCACUGCAGCUCACUGCUUCUGGCUGCCACCUAUUGAAUACAAGUCUGAGCGAGUCAUGGUCACACUGGGCGAGCACGACACAUCGACGACAGCAGAGGCCGUGACCUUGGUGCAGGAAUUGCUCCCAACUAAUGUGUUGAUCCACCCCCAAUUCAACGAGAAGGCAUUUGACGACAAUGACAUGGCCCUCGUGAAACUGAAUACCCCUGUGGACUGGCAGGCGUCCCCCAACAUCCGCCCGAUAUGCUUGCCCGGUUCUGCACCUCCUGGAGUGGGACUAACAGGCACCAUUGUCGGAUGGGGCACUACAGCGGCUUGGUCUGCGGAUGCAACCGUUCCAACAACUUCGAAGGUCGUAAGGGAAGCGGAGGUGAAGACGUGGAGCCUUGAUGAAUGCAAAAGUGCUUUGGUGAAUGAGACCUUGACAGAAAACAUGUUUUGUGCAAGCGGGACAGCUGCUAUCGGUGUCUGUUGGGGCGAUGGAGGAGGACCGCUGAUGAUUCCUAAAGGAAAUGAUGUCUUCGAGCAGGCUGGUAUUAUCUCAUUUGGACCCAAAGGAUGUCAAGAAAUCCUACUCCCCAGCAUUUACGCCCAAGUUUCGAAUUAUCUGAGCUUCAUCAAAGACAGUACGCCCGAUGCCGUAUGGUGUUGACGCCCGGAAGAACCUACCCGUCAGUUUUCUCCUACCAAUUCCCUCCAGGCACUGCUAACCGUUUCGCACCAUUAAUUUGCCAAACCAUCCGUCAGUUUUUUUCACCGAAGGCCAAACCAAGAAGAUUCUGACUCCUGUUGGCACCACCAGCAGAACCUUCAAC
Molecule: messenger RNA, 1360 nt
Organism: Darwinula stevensoni
Lineage: Eukaryota; Metazoa; Arthropoda; Ostracoda; Podocopida; Darwinulidae
Source: the annotation of a GenBank genome assembly